Messenger RNA from Zymoseptoria tritici IPO323, 1089 nucleotides. RefSeq lists its product as uncharacterized. The coding region runs from base 1 to 1089 and encodes 362 amino acids. NCBI's taxonomy places the organism in Eukaryota, Fungi, Ascomycota, Dothideomycetes, Mycosphaerellales, Mycosphaerellaceae. The transcript is spliced from 3 exons. The record is from RefSeq and is a predicted model, not a curated record.
AUGAACACCCGACACCAUGCCCGCACCGGCUCGAAAGGCACAAAGGUCCUCCCGCCACAUGCUCGACCUGCGAAACCUCCCGUGUUGAGACGCGGGACGAGCUAUAACAAAGCUGAGUCACAUCAUCAACAUUCCCAUUCUUCUGGCACGAAAGCUGCGAGUAGAAAGGUGGAGGAGCCGGCGGAUGAAGACGAGGAGAGUGGCAUGUCGAGUUUCUUGCAGUAUUGCGCAACAUGCGAACGACAAAUCAUAACCCCCGGCUCCACAAUCCUCUACUGCUCCGAAGCCUGCCGCAAAAAAGACAUCUCCCGCCCCCCCUCCAUCCCCUCCCUCCACGCCAUCUCCCCCUUCACCGAAUCCCCCUACUCCCCCUUCGACCUCCCCUCCGGCGACAUCAUGCCGCAACGCAGCCCGACCGUCCUACGACCCCUCUCCAUCGCCUCCUCCGCCUCCGACUUUGACCUUUCCUCCCUCGCUGGGGCCGACUCACCGCUUACCUCCUCCCCCUGGCGUCGAGAAAGCGACGACCCCGCGUUGAGAUAUCUCGAUCAAUUCUCCUCGGAUCUGGCUCUGAGGAGGAGGAGUCGAACCCGGGAGUCGAGUUCUGGAUUGCCGAGUCUGGUGCAUUCGCCGAGUAGUUCGUAUGGGACCGUGGCGAGCAGCAGCACGGCGUCCUCCCAACACCACCACGGUCACGUCCACCACCAUCCCGCUCCUCCUCCUCCUCCUCCGACGACGACGACGACGAUGAAUAAGAGGGACAUGUACUCCACCUCCCACCACACUUCCAAGUCCAUCGACCUCGUCAUGCCAUACAACAUCUCCUGCUCCUCCACCACCACCAGCACCACCGAAACGACGGGAAACGGACCCAUGAGUCCCACGCAAUUAUUGAAAGACGCGAGUUUGAAGAGUAGCGCGAGUACAUUGACGAGUUUCCGCACGGUGGAAGCGGGGGAUCUGUCGUAUGAAAAGAGAAAGGACAGGAAAAGCGCGAUCGAAGUGCAGGACUUUACGAUGGCGGGGGAGGAUGAGAAUGAGGGGUGGGCGGGGAGGAGUUUUAGGAGGAGGAGGAGUCAGCGGGUGUGA